AACUGUCGACCAAGCUGCUGCUGAAUGAGGACGAGACGAUGGUGUGUCGGAAGGAGCCGCUGGCCCCCAACCAGACGUACCACGGCAAGUUGGCCCGUACGGCCAUUGCGUACAAUUUGCCAGAGGACGCGUCGGUCGCGUCGCUGCGUGAAACUUUCCAGGGAUGUGGCGAGAUCUCGUAUCUGCGUCUGCUGAAGAAGAACACGACCACGGGACGCAACGCGGUGCUGAAGCCCCCUAUCGCGGCAGGCGAGACGUACGCUAUCAUCGAGUUCGUGGACGACGAGAUGACCAAGCACGCCGUGCUGACGCUGUCGGACCAGUACAACUGGCGCACGGGCAUGCAGGUUGUGCUCUUUGACGGCACGAACUGCGACAAGUUGAAGCAGAAAAUGUUCCCCGUGGAGCUUGGUGGUGACCGUCGGCGCGCCAAGUCGGCCUCGGCACUUACGCGCCCCGUGCACGUGGAAUCGGUGGGUGAAGGCCUGGACGACCUCCGUGAAGGCAAGGUGAACACUGGUACGGUCUACUCGAUCCGUGGCGCAGGCGGGCUCAUUACGCCGACGCGACAGGAUUCGGCCUGUAUUUCGUUCCGCCUCAUUCCGGAUGAGGACGGCAACGUGGACAUCAGACAGGGUGACUAUGUGUCGUUCACUGUGGGUAAGAACAAGAAGAGUGGCCGCAAGUACGCAAGCAAGGUCAAGCUGGAGUUCCGCCCGCCCGCCAAUCUGACGGGCGAUGCCAACAAUGGUGGUGGCAUGGGCGGCCUGGCCGGGCUCAGCGGAGGCUCAUCAAGUGGAAAUGGGCAGAAGGACUACUUCGCACCGUCGCCGAGUCGAUGGGAGUCGCGCAGCCGCGCAGCAACGGUGGGCGCUCCUCCGCAGCCGGGAGCUUUCCGUGCUCGCUCGUCAUCGUCGGGCACGCGCCCGAAGCUGAACCUGUCGUCGCCGCGGAUGGCGCAGUCACCUGUACACAACACCAACAACCUCGGGGGCAACGUGUUGGCGCCACCCCCUGGCAUGGGACUCAACGGCAGCAACCAGCUAUACCGCCAGGCGAUUGGCCCGGACGGCACGCGGGGCUUUGGCUUCCGUCGUAGUGGUGAGCCACCGGAGAUGGCACCGGAACUCAAGUUUCCGGUGAUGGAGCGUCGGAGAUCGCGCUCGUCGGGCGGUGCCUGGUAGAAGAUGAGGGACGGCACUGACACUGAACAUUGAAGCGAGAGAGGGCCACGCAAGUCCGUCCUCUCAUGUCGACACACCACGCUGGUGAGCGUGAUAUGCUGGAAAUUGACGAAAGACGAGAAACACUUGAAGAAUUAGGCGCUAGCAGAAACGAAGAAGCGACUCGACGCGAGACCAAAAAUCAAAAAGAGCACACGAAAUGCACAGUUGAUAGCAAGAAGAAAGACAACAAGGUAGGGCAAGCACCAGGAAACAAACACCAACGAAAAUGUAUUUGAGUGUGAGAACCCGGUUUGUACCGGCAGGUCGGCAACCUCGCUCUCCCCUCAAGCAGCAACUCUCCCCUCAAGCAGCAACCUCAGUGUUUUUGGAGGGGGAGCCUCCAAAACCGAAAAACGCCCGGAAGAUCCCGAAGCAACAAGUAAGCAGCAGCCGUCCCGUGCUGCCUGAAGCAAGAAGCGAGCGAACCCCCAAGCACUACCGGCAGCAAAGCAAGCCCCAGGCUCUCUGCAUCUUUUUAUCUUUUUAGCCACUUUAGUACCUUUGUAUCCCUAAGAGAGAGCCCACCCCAAGCAGCAACAAUGGCCCAGCAACAGCAGCAGCAACCCGCCGACGAGGAGAACUGGAAGGCCUCCCUCAAGCGGCCGGAGAAGGACACGCGCGUGCAGACCGAGGACGUGACCAACGUCAAGGGCAACGAGUUCGAGGACUACUUCCUCAAGCGCGAGCUGCUCAUGGGCAUCUUCGAGAAGGGCUUCGAGCGGCCGUCCCCCAUCCAGGAGGAGGCCGUCCCCAUCAUCCUCGCGGGCCGCAACGUCAUGGCCCGCGCCAAGAACGGCACCGGUAAGACGGCCGCCUUCAUCAUCCCGUGUCUCGAGAAGACGGACACGAGCAAGAAGCACAUCCAGGUGCUGAUCCUCGUCCCCACGCGCGAGCUGGCGCUGCAGACGUCGGCCAUCGUCAAGGAGAUCGGCAAGCACAUGGGCGUCGAGUGCAUGGUGUCCACGGGCGGCACGAGUCUCAAGGACGACAUCAUGCGUCUCUACCAGACGGUGCAUAUUCUAGUGGGCACCCCGGGCCGCGUCAUGGACCUGGCCAACAAGGGCGUGGCCGACCUCAGCCAGUGCUCCACGGUCAUCAUGGACGAGGCCGACAAGCUGCUGUCCCCCGAGUUCCAGCCGCUGCUGGAGCAGCUCCUGAACCACACGGCCAAGCAGCGCCAGAUCUGCCUCUUCUCGGCCACCUUCCCCGUCACGGUCAAGGCCUUCAAGGACCGCUUCGUCGAGAACCCGUACGAGAUCAACCUCAUGGACGAGCUCACGCUCAAGGGUGUUUCCCAGUUCUACGCCUUCGUGGAGGAGCGACAGAAGGUGCACUGCCUCAACACGCUGUUCUCCAAGCUCGACAUCAACCAGUCCAUCAUCUUCUGUAACUCGGUGAACCGCGUCGAGCUGCUGGCCAAGAAGGUGACGGAGCUCGGCUACUCGUGCUUCUACAUCCACGCCAAGAUGAACCAGGCGCACCGCAACCGCGUGUUCCACGAGUUCCGCAACGGCGCCACGCGCCACCUCGUGUGCUCGGACCUGUUCACGCGCGGUAUCGACAUCCAGACGGUCAACGUCGUGAUCAAUUUCGACUUCCCCAAGAACUCAGAGACGUACCUGCACCGCAUCGGUCGCUCCGGCCGGUACGGCCACCUCGGUCUGGCCAUCAAUAUGAUCACGUACGAGGACCGCUUCAACCUGUACCGGAUCGAGCAGGAGCUCGGCACGGAAAUCCGGCCAAUCCCGCCGGUCAUUGACCGCAACCUGUACUGCAAGUAAGUCGGUGGUUCUCAGGUGGCGUGGAGUAUGCGUACGCAGGAGAAGAAGACAUGGAAGAUCAAGGUGAAAACGAAGGCAAAUGAGUGUGAACGUGAAGGUGGACAGUCGAGAGAGAAGCGUGACGGCGAGGGUCGAAUCGAGUGGGGUGGGGGUUGGCGGCCAGGAGUGAAAGAAGCUUCAGCCGGUUGUGCUGAAGGGCGGAUGAAGCAGGAAGCGUGCAACAAUCAACGUGUUGAUUGCCAUUAACCCACCUACCUGUGUGUGGGUUGUGGAUGCAGCGAAAAAUAUUGGGAGCUGUGCUUGGGCUGUUGGUGUCUUACGCGCGCCAAUAGUGCAACGAGCAGAGGUGUGUGCGCGAAGCGUGCGACAGUGGAGGAGUCAACAACAAACACAAGUGGUGUCGGAGUGUUUGCAGAGGGCACGUCAAGGGUGAAGGUAUCCAACAGCGGCAGUGCAACCAGGGUGGCAAUGACAGAGGUGUUGGUUGACCCAUGCGAUGCAAGUGCAAGGCAAUCAAUCAGCAGAGGGAAAAUCAGUGCCAUGCUGCUGGGCGGCAACAACUGAGAUCGUAGGGUAUUGUAGCACGAUGACGUGGAGCGAGCUGGUAUAAGUUGUCAUAAAGCUGAACUUGAGCGCCCUCCCUGUGACAGCGUAGCCUGCAGCUGCAGGCCGGGCGUGUUCCUGCCGCGGCAAUCUCAAUUGCGGCCGAUCUGAUCGGGCGGCGUCUGCUCGACUUCAACUCCGCGGUGCCGCGGCCGGCUGGCCUGUUGGUGGACCGGCCUCGGGUGACCAAGACAGCCUGAGCGAACUGCGGAGACCGAUGACUGACUGACUGAUAGCUUGCUGAGCGCAGGCAUUUCUACAUGUGUAUCCUCGCGGGUGUUCGGACAGCGGUGCUCGAGGCGGCCGCAGCGCUCGCCGACCAGGCCCGCAGCGUAUCCUCGGGCAGGCGAGCUCGGCCGCACAGAGUGCGGAGAGUUGGAGCGCGGCGGGACCCGAGCAAAUGCCACUCGGAGCCUGCCAGCGCAGAAGAUCUGCGACGCUCGGGCGCGCGACGCCGCGCCGUCAAUCGACGACAGUGACUGCGGCGGCGGAUAUGAGACCUAGGAUCCCAUUCGGCUCUUCCAAAGCCGGACAUGGCCCCAUCCUGGCCGAUGCCGUAGAGAGGAUGACGACGACGGCCGCCGGUCCAACAAAGAAAUUCCAUCCGGGGAUCGGCUGCUUGAGCCUCAAGCUUGCGAGCCGCUCGCUCGGUCACCCGCUGACAGCUCGCGCCCGUUGCUCACGGCUGCUCCUCUCAGCUGGCUGACCUGAACUGGUCAACUCAGCGUGUGCCAGCUAUCCUAUCGGCCAGCCGAUGGCCGUGCCUGAUGCGCUCACCAUCCCCACCUAAAACGCAACGUCUUGCAUGUACAUGUCCUGGGAAAAAGCUUCUCGUGGCUUAUAUUAAAUACGCGGCCUGCGCCGGCCUACUUUACGAUCUAUGCCGAUAUUCCUCUUGAUAAAUAGCUUCCUCUUCGACCUCUUCAAAACUCCACCUCGGCGAACACGCGCCGACGGGACGCCACGGGUGCCACCAUGCCCAGCUUGCCCACGGGGGGCAUAACCCACUCGCGCAUGCCGCAGAGCUUCUGCGUCUUGACGGCGCGCUCGCCGCCGCUGCGCGUGGGGAACAGGCUCCUGCG
Messenger RNA from Phytophthora sojae, 4692 nucleotides. RefSeq lists its product as hypothetical. Gene Ontology annotation, molecular function: ATP binding; RNA helicase activity; mRNA binding. The coding region runs from base 1766 to 3007 and encodes 413 amino acids. The transcript has a single exon. Gene Ontology annotation, biological process: cytoplasmic stress granule assembly; P-body assembly. Gene Ontology annotation, cellular component: P-body; cytoplasmic stress granule. The record is from RefSeq and is a predicted model, not a curated record. NCBI's taxonomy places the organism in Eukaryota, Oomycota, Peronosporomycetes, Peronosporales, Peronosporaceae.